AUGAAUAUUUCUAAAGUAAUCAAUCAUUUUCUUUUAUCAAAUGAUCUGGUUGAAAAUUUUAUAAACAAUAGUAAUUUGUCAAUUCAUAAUACACCUACAACCAAUAUUAAAUAUACAUUUGAUCAUAAUAUUCAAAUAAAUAAUGAAUUAAUUUUAAUUGAUAAUAAUAAUAAUAAUAAUAAUAAUAAUAAUAAUAAUAAUAAUAAUAAUAAUAAUAAUAAUAAUAAUAAUAAUAAUAAUAAUAAUAAUAAUAAUAAUAAUAAUAAUAAUACUAAUAAUAAUAAUAAUAAUAAUAAUAAUAAUAAUAAUAAUAAUAAUAGUGUUAAUAAUAAUAAUAAUAAUAAUCACCAUAUUAGAGAUAUAGAUAUAUUAUAUAAAAUGGUAAUGGGUAAUUGUUAUAUUAGAAAAAUAAUAUUUUAUUAUAUUUUUGAUAAUAUAAUAUCAACAAUAAAAAAUAAUUUAAAAUAUAAUGAUAUUAAAUUUGAAUGGAUGGUAAACAAUAAUCAAUAUCAAUUAUUAUUUGAUAAAAUUGUUAAAUCAAAUAAUCCAUCAUUUAAUUUUACAUUACAGAGUGAUAAUAAUAAUACUAAAUAUUUAAAUAAUUCAAAUAAUAAUAUUUUAUAUUCUUUCAUUAAAUUUUUACAUAUUAUUCAACCAAUAAAUGAAAAUAAUCAAAAAAUGUUAAUUUUAUUUUAUAAUAAUAAUAAACAUAUAAAUAUAAUUUAUAAUAAUUUAAAAUUAAUAAACAAUUCAUUAAUUUCACAAUUAUUAAUAAAUGAUUUAAUAAAUGAUGAACAAUUAAGAAUUAAAAAUAAAAUUUCAUUUCAAUCAUUAAUUGAUUUAAUUUUAAAACAUGGUACAUUUGAAACAAUUUCAAAAUUUCUUAAAAAUCAAAAUAUUAUUAAUUUUAAUAAAAAAAAUAAUAAUAAUAUAUAUAAUAAAAAUAAAAAUAAUAAAAAUAAUAAAAAUAAAAAUAAUAAAAAUAAAAAUAAUAAUAAAAAAAAUAAAAAAAAAAAAAUUAAUUUCACAAAUUUAAAAUUAAAUGAAAAGUCAAUUAAUUUUGCACUUUCAUCAACAUCAAAUAAUAAACUAAUUAAGGUAUUUCUUAAAAAUAAAAUACCAAUACCAAAUAAAUUUACAAUUAAAAUUUCAAAUUUAUUAGGUAUUAAAUUUAAUUUAUUUUUAACAUUAUAUAAUCAAAUUAAAAAAAAUGUUUUAUUCACUUUAAAAAAUAUAGAGAAAUUUUUAAAAUUAAUUUCAAAUUUAAUUUAUCAAAAUAAUAGUAAUAAAAAUAAUAAUAAUAAUAAUAAUAAUUAUAAUAAUAAUAAUAAUAAUAAUAAUAAUAAUAAUAAUAAUAAUAAUAAUAAUAAUAAUAAUAAUAAUAAUAAUAAUAAUAAUAAUAAUAAUAAUAAUAAUAAUAAUAAUAAUAAUAAUAAUAAUAAUGAAAAUUGUGAAAAACAAUUAAUUAAUUUAUUUGGUAUUAUUUUUUAUUUAAUUGAAAAUAAUAAUUUAAAUUUUGAAGGUAUUGAAAUUUUUAAAAUUUUAAUUAAUAAAAUUAAACCAAUUUUUUCAUCAUAUGGAAUUUCAAUUGAUUUCAAGAAAUUAUUAUUGGUAGAUAAAUAUUAUUGGAUUGAAAAAUCAAUAAAUUAUUCAAUUGAAUUUAAUGAUUAUGAAAGUUUAGAAAGAAUUGGUUGUGAUGGUAAAAUAUUGAAUAUUUUAAUUGAAAAUGCAUAUCUUAAUGUUGACAUCAAUUUAUUUAAACUUGCAUGUUCAAGUUCGUUCCAUCCUUUCAUUUCAAAAAAGUGUCAAUUCAAUCCAAAGUAUUCAAUUGAAUUAUUAAAGAAAUUCGAUACUGGUACAAAUGAAGACUUAAUUAAAAUAAUUGAAUUUUUAAAAACAAUUAUUCAAUUUUUUAAAAGUGAUGGUUCUUUCAAUGAUAAUCAAAGAUUUUAUUUAGAAGAUAAUGAACAAUCAUUUAUUGAUAGAAACUUAUCAGUAAUUGAAUUAAUUUUAAAAUAUAUAUACACAUAUGGUAAAUCAAGAUUAACAAAUGAAAUACUUAAUCAAUUACUUGAUUUAAUUAAUUCAAUUGGUUUCAAAAUCAACGCAAACAUUUUAAUUGGUAAUUCAAAUUUAUUUACAAGUUAUCAUGCUUUUAAUAAUUUAUUCCAAUACUAUGAUGUUAAUGUUUGUCGUAAAGUAGUAAAAAGCGGUAAUUCAAAAUUAAUUAAUUUUUUAUACGAUAUUGGAUUACUUAUUAAUUAA
This is a messenger RNA of Dictyostelium discoideum AX4, 2265 nucleotides long. RefSeq lists its product as hypothetical. The record is from RefSeq and is a predicted model, not a curated record. Bases 1 to 2265 code for a protein of 754 amino acids. The transcript is spliced from 3 exons. Lineage: Eukaryota; Evosea; Eumycetozoa; Dictyosteliales; Dictyosteliaceae.